Messenger RNA from Eucalyptus grandis, 2357 nucleotides. Its product is annotated as ethylene-responsive transcription factor RAP2-7. The record is from RefSeq and is a predicted model, not a curated record. The transcript is spliced from 9 exons. Gene Ontology annotation, molecular function: DNA binding; DNA-binding transcription factor activity. Bases 558 to 2024 code for a protein of 488 amino acids. Gene Ontology annotation, biological process: regulation of DNA-templated transcription. NCBI's taxonomy places the organism in Eukaryota, Viridiplantae, Streptophyta, Magnoliopsida, Myrtales, Myrtaceae.
AAAAAAGUCAUCGAUUUUCAUUGGAUUUUUGGUUUUCAUGUGACGAACUCAGCUCGCUUCCAGUCCCCUCCUGAGCCAGUUUACUUCUGCUUUACUGUCGCUGAUCAUCGGUUGUUCUCUCUCUCUCUCUCUCUCUCUCGUUUUCUUUUCCCUUUCUUGUUUAUCUCCAUCUGUCGUCGUCGUCAUCGUCUCUCUCUCUCUCUCUUCUCUCGGGGCCUCCUUUCCAUUCGUCCACAGAAACCACAGAAAAAACUGUCUCUUUCUUCACCACCUUAAACAAGAAUCAGCCUCUCCUCGUCUUCCCCUUUAAAAUGCAUUUCCUUUGAGCUUUUCACUCUUCACUCAUCCUCUCCCCGAUCGCCAUAGCAACUCUCUCUCUCUCUCUCUACAACUUAAUUUGUUUCAACAUAUUGCACCCAUCUUCUCGUUCAGCUUUCCUGGAGAUUGCCCUCCCCUCGCCAGGCCUUCUUGCUUCAUAAAGAUUCGAGAUUUUCUCAGAGACCCACUUCAGUUUUUAAAGAUUCACUGACGAGAAAGGUCCGUCUAGAAAAGAUACCAUGUUGGAUCUCAAUCUCGAGAUGAUCUCCAGCGACUCGUCCUGCGACAACGACAAGAACCAGAUUGAUGUGCAAGAGCGAGAGGAGGAACCGGCGACCAAGCUUCGCGAGGCCUCCGGCAACUACGAUAUGGAGGAAGAUUCCGGGACCUCCAACUCCACCAUUGUCGCCAGCGCCGAGGAAGCUUCUGGCAACGCCGGUGAGGAGAACUCCUCCAACACCACCUCCUCCUCCUCCAUAUUCUAUAUUAUGAAGGAGAAGGAGAAAGGGAGCAAAGGCGGUUUCAAGGCCGGAGACCCGCCGCCCUCGCCACAGGGGCUGAUCACACGGCAGCUUUUUCCGGUUGCCGGAGCCGGAGAGCACGGCCACCAGGUGGCGGAAUUAGGGUUGGGGUUGCCUGCAAGGCAGCAGUGGCUGAACUUGUCCUUUGGCGAACCCACUGGAGCUCCCACGGAGUUCAGGAUUCUGCAGCCGAAGCAACGGAAGAGCCGCAGGGGUCCCCGGUCCCGGAGCUCCCAGUACCGCGGUGUCACGUUUUACCGGCGAACUGGAAGAUGGGAAUCGCAUAUAUGGGAUUGUGGGAAGCAAGUGUAUUUAGGUGGAUUUGACACUGCAUAUGCUGCUGCUAGAGCUUAUGAUCGGGCGGCAAUCAAGUUUAGGGGAGUCGAUGCAGACAUCAAUUUCAAUAUCAGUGACUAUGAGGAAGACAUGAAACAGUUACAGAUGGUGAAUUUAUCGAAAGAGGAAUUCGUGCAAAUACUUCGCCGCCAGAGCACUGGAAUCUCUAGAGGAAGCUCAAAACAUAGGGGCAUGACCCUGCAAAAAUGUGGUCGAUGGGAUGCCAGAGCGGGGCCGCUACUUGGGAACAAGGCUUCUGACAAUGCGGCAAACAAGUGUAAUGGAAUGGAAGCAGUAAUGAACUUCCAGCCAGGCAGUUACGAAGGAGACACUAAGCCAUAUCCCAGAGCUGGAGGCGGCGGCCACAAUCUUGAUCUGAGCCUCGGAAUGUCUCUGCCAUCAAGUAGUUCCAUGGGAGCUGGAACUCAAAGGGAUAUGCUCUUUCAUUGUGCCGACCACGAGAUGCCAAAUAUCGUGAUGGUUGGUUGCUCUUCAUCUGCUCACAAGGGUGGAGAACUUCCCAAUAUUGGAAUGGCAUCAAGGAGUCCUCCCAUUUGGUCAACCUUGUAUCCUGCACUCGCACCAAAUUAUGAGGGAAAGGCAAUGGAGAAGAGGGCCGAAGCGAUUCCGGCAUUGAGGUUCUCAAGUUACAGAUUGCCAGUGCAUGGCAAUGUCAACAAUGCCAACAAUGGGUCUCAACAAGCCCAGUUGUUCACCUAUGCAGCAUCAUCAGGAUUCUCUUCAUCCACAGCCACUCCUCACCCUCCUCCACAGCUCCCAGUAAGUCUCCAGAAAAAUGGUGUCCACAAUAAUACAGCCAGUCGUGCCUACUUCAGUUACAGAAGCUAAGCGAGGCUUCUGGUUCAUCUUCCUGAGGUCCACAUGACCAAUUUGUCGCCAUGCUCUCUCUUGUGAAGGUUAGGUAAGAAACAGCAAGAGAGGACAUAGCAACCAACCCAAUUGUUUAGAGUGCAUUCUUAAUUUAUAUAGGAUUCGGUUUGUUUAAUUCCUAUAAACCAAGUGCACAAAAAAACCUAUGACCCAUCAUGUAGUAUAAAUGAUAUACGAUUUGCAUAUAUAUAUGUGUAUGCUCUUGAGAACUCACUGGGUGCUUUGUAUAUCCACCAUCUCAGAAAGACCGACUUUUGUCUCUUGGUUCGCAAUAAGAGGUGGUGUUCCUAA